Messenger RNA from Eruca vesicaria subsp. sativa (arugula), 2503 nucleotides. The record is from the annotation of a GenBank genome assembly. Lineage: Eukaryota; Viridiplantae; Streptophyta; Magnoliopsida; Brassicales; Brassicaceae.
CAACAACUAACUAACCUCAACUUCUUAUUCUCUGCCAACACUAUACUAGAAAACAACUCAAGAUUCAUUCCAUUUAAUACUAACUGAUUACAUCAUCAUUAUGGCAUUAGCUAAAGAGUUAAUGGGUUAUCCUCUGAUCUCCAAAAGGCCAUUACUUGUUUGGUCGACGUCGCAUUUCAAGAAGACGACACAAGCAACACAGUUCUCGAUCAAGCCUUUUGAUCGGACACCAAGAACGUCCAAAACCGGCGUCGUUGCGGCCAUCAGCGAAGAUUUGGUCAAAACUUUCAACUCACCCACCGGUGACAGAAAGAGCGAGGAAGAUGAGAAAGCGGCGGUGAAAUUCAAGGUGAGAGCUGUGGUUACCGUGAGGAACAAGAACAAGGAGGAUUUGAAGGAGACUCUUGUUAAGCAUUUAGAUGCUUUUGGUGAUAAGAUCGGUCGGAACGUCGUCUUGGAGCUUAUUAGCACCGAACUUGAUCCAAAAACGAAUAUGCCGAAGAAGAGCAACGCGGCGGUUUUAAAGGAUUGGUCAAAGAAAUCGAAAACCAAGGCGGAGAGGGUUCAUUACACGGCGGAGUUCACGGUGGACGCAGCUUUUGGCUCACCGGGAGCCAUCACCAUCACGAACAAACACCAGAAAGAGUUCUUUCUGGAGAGCAUCACCAUCGAAGGUUUCGCACUUGGUCCUGUCCACUUUCCAUGCAAUUCUUGGGUUCAGUCCCAAAAAGAUCACCCAGAGAAACGAAUCUUUUUCACUAAUCAGCCGUUUUUGCCGAAUGAGACACCUGAUGGAUUAAAAAAACUGAGGGAGAAAGAGUUGAAUAAUCUAAGAGGAGAUGGGAGUGGGGUAAGGAAGUUAUCAGACAGAAUCUAUGACUUUGAUGUCUACAACGAUCUUGGCAAUCCCGACAAGUCAUCAGAACUCUCUCGCCCCAAGCUCGGCGGUAAAGAGAUUCCUUACCCUAGACGGUGUCGCACCGGUCGCCAUCCAACUCAUACCGAUAAAAAAGCGGAGAGCCGAGUGGAGAAGCCAUUACCUAUGUACGUGCCACGAGAUGAGCAAUUUGAAGAGACUAAGCAGAAAACUUUUGCUACAGGGAGGUUAAAAGCGAUGUUACACCACCUAGUUCCGUCGUUGAAAGCCAGCAUUUUAGCUGAGGACUUUGCUGACUUUGGAGAGAUAGAUGGUCUAUAUAAAGAAGGAUUGCUACUCAAGUUAGGGUUUCAAGAUGAAAUCUUUGAGAAGUUCCCCUUGCCCAAGGGCAUCGUUAAAACACUCCAAGAAUCUUCUAAAGGACUCCUCAAAUACGACACUCCCAAAAUAUUAUCGAAGGAUAAAAACGCAUGGCUACGAGAUGAUGAGUUUGCACGUCAAGCAAUAGCUGGAAUCAAUCCAGUCAACAUUGAGAGGGUCAGGACUUUCCCACCGGUGAGUAAUCUUGACCCUGAAAUCUACGGUCCACAACACUCUGCACUCACUUCCGACCACAUCAUCGGACAUCUCGACGGACUGUCCGUACAACAAGCGUUGGAAGAGAACAGAUUGUUUAUGUUAGAUUACCAUGACAUAUUUUUACCGUUCCUAGACCGGAUUAAUGCUCUAGACGGACGCAAAGCCUAUGCUACUAGAACCAUAUUCUUCUUGACUCGUCUAGGAACACUUAAGCCGGUAGCCAUUGAGCUAAGCCUCCCUCCCCAUGGCCCGAACCACCGGUCAAAACGCGUGGUUACACCUCCUGUCGACGCAACCUCUAACUGGGUAUGGCAGCUCGCUAAAUCCCACGUUAGCUCUAACGACGCUGGUGUCCACCAGCUUGUUAAUCACUGGCUACGAACCCAUGCAUGCUUGGAACCAUUUAUAUUAGCAGCACAUAGACAACUGAGCGCUAUGCAUCCAAUAUUCAAACUAUUGGAUCCGCACAUGAGGUACACGCUGGAAAUCAAUGCAUUGGCUAGACAGUCGUUGAUCAGUGCAGACGGUGUGAUUGAAGAAGGCUUUACAGCCGGCUCAUACGGCAUGGAAAUGAGUGCCUCCGCGUACAAGAGCAGUUGGCGGUUCGACAUGGAAGGCCUCCCCGCUGAUCUCAUUCGCAGAGGAAUGGCAGUGCAUGACCCGACACAACCACAUGGACUUAAACUACUAAUCGAAGACUAUCCAUACGCCAAUGAUGGUCUUUUACUCAGGUCGGCUAUCCAAACCUGGGUCCGAACCUACGUAGAACGUUACUACCCAAACCCAAACCUAAUAAAAUCAGACACGGAGCUCCAAUCUUGGUACUCCGAAUCAAUCAACGUAGGCCACGCUGAUCUCCGCGACGCCAAGUGGUGGCCAAAGCUAAACACAGUCGACGACCUCGUCUCAAUCCUCACCACACUAACCUGGCUCGCCUCAGCUCAACACGCAGCUCUCAACUUCGGACAGUACCCUUACGGAGGUUACGUUCCUAACCGACCUCCGUUGAUGCGUCGGUUGAUCCCCGACGAAAGUCGCUAUAAAUAA